CCGCAGCCCCCUUACUGUUCUCAUACCCUUAGACGCCGGGAGGUCACUGCUAUCGCGCCGCGCGAGUUGGCGCUGGUGAGGGGCCGCGCCGGGGCUGCUCCGCUCCGGGGAGCUGCGGGGACGUGGGGGCCGGAGCCCCAGAGCGGGGCCGGUGGGGCGGGGCCCUCUGGGAGCAGCCGGGAGGGGUCCCGGGGCGCCCGCUGCUGUGUGAGGGGUCCCGGGGCGCCCGUAACUGUGUGAGGGGUCCCGGGGCGCCCGCUGCUGUGUGAGGGGUCACGGGGUGCCCGGUACUGUGUGAGGGGUCCCGGGGUGCCCGUAACUGUGUGAGGGGUCCCGGGGUGCCCGUAACUGUGUGAGGGGUCCCGGGGCGCCCGGUACUGCGUGAGGCGUCCCGGGGCGCCCGGUACUGUGUGAGGGGACCCGGGGUGCCCGUAACUGUGUGAGGGGUCCCGGGGUGCCCAGUACUGUGUGAGGGGUCCCGGGGUGCCCGGUGCUGUGUGAGGGGUCCCGGGGUGCCCGGUACUGUGUGAGGGGUCCCGGGGCGGCCGCUGCUGUGUGAGGGGUCCCGGGGCGCCCGGUACUGUGUGAGGGGUCCUGGGGUGGCCGCUGCUGUGUGAGGGGUCCCGGGGCGCCCGUAACUGUGUGAGGGGUCCUGGGGUGGCCGCUGCUGUGUGAGGGGACCCGGGGUGCCCGGUACUGUGUGAGGGGACCCGGGGUGCCCGGUACUGUGUGAGGGGUCCCGGGGUGCCCGUAACUGUGUGAGGGGUCCCGGGGCGCCUGGUGCUGUGUUUGAAGGUCCCGAGGAGCCUGGUGCUGUGUGGGCUGGGAGUGUAGGCAGGGCUUGUCUAAUUUAGGAGGAAUUUCUUCACAGAAUGGACGUUCAGGCCUUGGCACGGGCUGCCCAGGGAGGUGUUGGAGCCCCCAUCCCUGGACGUGUCCAAGGAAGGACUGGACGUGGCAUUUAGUGCUCUGGGCUGGGUGACAAGAUAGCCAAGCCCUCCAAGAGAGACAUCGUCGAGGAGGCGAUUUUGGCCGAGAGGGUGCGGGAGGAGGAGCACUGUGAACAAGAACGUGCCCUGCGGGUGUUCCGCCACUACCGCAAUGUCUGUGACUGGCAGAAGGGCGGCGAGGACAAAUGGAUGCACCGCGCUGCCGAGAGGAAGGCUUCGUGACUUUCUGGAGGCAGAGGAAAGUAGGCACUUUGCUGAAGUGAAAGCACUUGAUCAAGAAAAGGCACAGGACAAGGAAGCAAAAAUGAAGGAACAAGCAAAAUUACUGAAAGAGAAGAGGGAGCAAGAAAGACUACAAGUGGUGGCUGAAAAACGAGAGCAACAGUUCAGAAACCGAUGUGAAGAAUAUCGCAUACACUGUAAAAAAAGGGGUGAGAAGGAGCUGAGUGACUGCCAGCUGGCCCAGCAUACUCUGAAGGAGAUGCUGAAAAAGGAAGAGAAGAUGCAGGAGCAGAAGUUGGAAGAGAUUUGUGAGAAGGAACUGUUGGCUAAGGAUCAGGAAGCAGAGCUGAAGGCACAGGAAGUGGCAGCGCGGAUCCGGGAAAUGCUGGAUGUGCGCGAUGCCCAGGUGGCCGUGCACGACGCUCGCAGAGAGGAGGAGAAGCAGCUGAUCAAAAAGGAGGCUGAAUGGCUGGAAGAAGAGCUGCACCAGUUUAGGAAAGAAAAUGAAGAGCUUGAAAGGAAGAAGCAACAUCAGCAGAAGGAAUGCAGGGAGAUAUGGCUCAAAGCAGCAUGGGACAAGAAGAAUCAUCUUGAUGCAGAAAAGCAAACUGAACUUGCCGCAGAGAAGAAAAUCUUGGAAGAAGAUUUUCAGGACCCCGACAGGGAAUAUGAGGAAAUAAAAAAAAAAAAACAAGUGCUGUUAAAGGAGCAACUUACAUACCUGGAACAUAUGGCUGAACAGCUGAGGAAGGAGAAGGAGCGAGAAAGAGAAGACGAGAAGCUCUUCAAGGAAGAGAGGGAUCAGGUUUGGGCCGAGAAGGUUGAGAAAAUGAAACUAGAGAGGGAGGCUCGAUUUCAGCUGCUGAGAGAUGUCGUGAAGACAAGAGAGCUGCAGAUGGAGGAGAAGUUGCAGAAAAAAGCAGAGAGGCAAAUAGAGAUUGCUGAAGAGAAGAAUGCAGUGGCUAAAGCAGUCAGAGAAUUCGAACAUGAAGAAGAAGAAAAACGUAAAAGAAAAAUACAGAAGGCCAAAGAAUACCGAGACCAGCUCACAACUCAAAUUGCCUAUCAGCAGUGGCUCCACAAAGUUGAGGAAGAUGAGAGGAAGAAAGAACAUGAAUCAAAUAUGGAAGCAGAGAGAGAGUACCAAGAAAGGGUACAGUUCAUUCUGUCAAUGCCCAACAAGUCCAUAGUAAAGCCCCCCACUACGAAGAAAGCAGAUGCCUGACUCUUGAGGGCAUCACUCACUAUGAUAUUUUAGCUCACUCAGUUGCCUUUAGAAACAUUUUCUUAGGAUGCUUACACCUGACUUGAGUUGGAAGAUCUGUCUCCACUGUGAUACUCAAAACAUUUAAUUGGAAAUUACAAGAAACAUAGUAUUUUAAAUUUUAUUUUUCCCCCAUGGAUUUUUUUUUGACAAAUCUGAUCCAAUCCAAAGUGCUUGACAUUCUAAUUCAAGAAUGCUGUCUGCCCUCUGCAAUAUGAUAGUGAAUUAUUAUGACAUAAAUAAUGCACAGGCAUUCAUUAAAAUCUGCACAAAGAAAAUUUGCAGAAAACUUUAAGCAAACCUUUAUUAAAAUGCCUUUCAAACAAAA
This is a messenger RNA of Corvus hawaiiensis (hawaiian crow), 2764 nucleotides long. It is a transcript of the gene CFAP53, whose product is annotated as cilia and flagella associated protein 53. NCBI's taxonomy places the organism in Eukaryota, Metazoa, Chordata, Aves, Passeriformes, Corvidae. The record is from RefSeq and is a predicted model, not a curated record. Bases 1102 to 2397 code for a protein of 431 amino acids. The transcript is spliced from 8 exons.